AUGCAAAGCACAAUAACUACGAUGACAGAUAACUCACAAGACAACAAAAUCGAGAUUAUCAAGUAUGACUCUUCAGUCUAUACUCAACUACAUAGAUAUCCAACUAUAUCUAAGUUCCUAACGAAGUUCCAAUCUACUCCAUUAAUUUCCAAAGCUUCCAGUGUCUUGGGUAGUAUGGAAUCUAAAAUGGAUGCAUCAGCGCCUCCUGUAAUUAAAAAGGGGAUCAAUAAAGUAUUAAUGUUUUUGAUGUCCAUCGAUCAAUUAAUCAACUUACUAGUCUUUAGAGAAGGUAUCGAUUCCUUUUUAAAGACUUAUAAGAAUCAUUCCAACCAUGUAGGUGUAUGGAUUCUUUGGUUCAUCGUGGAUUAUUUUGCUAAUAUUUCAAACAUUAUAUUACAUGAAUUUGUGAUUAAACCUUUACAUUUAAACAUCUCCAAGAAAAACAAUGAAACUCCAGAAGAAUCAAUUAAAAAUAUAACUGGUAAAUCUGACGGAAAAAAAACUAUUGCUUCUUUACCACAUUUAGCAGAAUUAUCUAACACUACGAGAUCGUUAAGAGAAGAUUUACAAUCCAGAGUCACUAACUCAAAUUAUAUUACCCAAACCAAGGACAAGGCUUAUGAAAAAUUGGAUUCUAUUAUGAAACCGACUUAUGAUUCUGCUAAAGAAACCUAUAAGACCGUUUCAGACUCUUAUGAAUCUAAUUUACAUAAAUCUGACAGCGUUCCAAGAGCUAUUGUAUCGACAGGCGUGGAAAUUGGUAGCUUGACUUUAGAUAAAUUAAAAUCUGUAUCUACUACUAAGACUAUCCCAACAACAGCAAGUAGUACCGAGAGUACAGCAACUGACGACGCCAAUACCACUUUCACUGAGUCCACGCCAAUUGCUGCUUCAGAUUAA
This is a messenger RNA of Naumovozyma dairenensis CBS 421, 900 nucleotides long. It is a transcript of the gene PLN1, whose product is annotated as Pln1p. The record is from RefSeq and is a predicted model, not a curated record. Bases 1 to 900 code for a protein of 299 amino acids. The transcript has a single exon. NCBI's taxonomy places the organism in Eukaryota, Fungi, Ascomycota, Saccharomycetes, Saccharomycetales, Saccharomycetaceae.